Molecule: messenger RNA, 863 nt
Organism: Pocillopora verrucosa
Lineage: Eukaryota; Metazoa; Cnidaria; Anthozoa; Scleractinia; Pocilloporidae
Source: RefSeq, a predicted model, not a curated record
CAGAUUUAUGGGCCAAGGAACUCCCUGUUUCAUUUUCACAACGCGCCGUUGCAAUUCUCCGUUCCAUGACAUAGCUUUCGAGUCUUUCUUAGUACUUUCUCUGUCUUAGUGACUUUGAAACAUUUUCAUGACGGACUGAGGAAGCAAGGUCGUAAAAUAGUCAAACGUGCCUUCCAUUUCCGCGACAGAGGCCAGGAUGACUUAAAACAGCAACUUUUUGAAAGAAGCAUCCCCUUACAGUUGCUAUGUAAAGAAAGAAGUCCAAUUAAGGUUCCAUCUGAAAAUGAAGACUUACCUGACAAAGAAAAUGCUCCAGAUUUUGAUGAGGACACUUUACGAGCCACAGCUGAUGUUUAUAGAAAUGAGGGUAAUGAGGCCUUCAAGAAAGGAGAUUUCAUCAAUGCUAUUCAUUUUUACACCAAAGGAAUUAAAAUGAACUGCAAUGAGAAAGAACUGAAGGCCAAACUGCACAACAACAGGGCUAUUGCACAUUUUAAACUUGGAAAUCACCAGGAUUCACUAAGGGAUGCAGAAGCAGCCAUUGAGUUAAAUCCAACUUUCCUUAAGGCAAUUGUGAGAGGAGCCACUGCUUGUGUUGAAUUGAAGAGAUUUGAAGAAGCAAUCACUUGGUGUGAUAAGGGACUAGCUAUUGACAAAAACAAUAGGAUCUUGUUGUCAUUAAGACUUCAGUCUGUCAGUGAAGUGGGAGAUAAGUCCAUGGAGGAAAAAGAUCCUAUUAGUCAUGACCACGGUAGUGCAAGUUCAGGUGAUGUCAAGAAAGUCAUAGAUCUCUAUAAUCAGGGAGAAGAAGCCAUAGAGUACCUCAACCUAUAUCUUAAAAAAGCUAAAGAAGUAGGAGACAA